UCAAAAUGAGUUGCUAGUGAUGAGCAUUUCUGAGAGGAGUGUAGUGGACAGCGCAGUGCAGACCGACAGCGAUGCUUUGGAGGAAAAUUCUUGUGGUGAUCUCGCGGAUAAUAACUCUCAGGACUCGCCAGAUUUCGUUUCAAUGUCAAAUCAUAUAAACUCUAUUGACUAUUAUAAACAACAAAGUGAGAAACUGAAAAGUGACGUUGAAGAGUUGACAGCUGUCAACUCAUCUUUAAAUGAAGAACUGUUAAAACUCAAUAAGACUGUUGAUAGUUUGCUUCGAGUUGAUAAAGAGAAUGAUGAUCUUAAACUCAAGUUGAAAUUAUUAGUUGACAGAAAAAAUGAUCAUUUUAGUAGUAGUGAUAAAUGGGUUGAGGAUCAUAUAAUUGCUGACUAUUUUAGUAGCUUCAAUAAUAGUGUAGGUUCAAAUUUGAAUUGUUUAUUUUUCAGCCCUGCUAUAACUCAGCUACUCAAGGCUGGUACUGAAGAAAGUGUUAAGGACACAAUCCUUAACUCUUCAUAUGCUGAUUGUAAAUUUGUAUUUUUGUGUGUGAAUAAUGGUGAUAAUGUCGAAAGGCCUGAUGAUGGCAACCAUUGGUCCCUUCUAUUCAUUCACAGGGAGUGUCAUACACAUACAGCUAAAGCCUAUCACUUCGACUCUAUAUUGGGCAUAAAUAAUAAAUCUGCUCUGAAAAUUGUAAAUAAUCUAAAUAUAUCGGAGUCAUGUUAUAUGGAAGUCCCCUGCAUUCAGCAGAGGAACGGGUAUGAAUGUGGAAUCAAUGUUUUAAUUAAUGCAAAAUUUAUAUUGAAUUACUAUUGUGUGCCUGGUAUUGAUGAACCUUUUUCGGAUUGGUAUAUUGAGUCCAUGAAGAAUAUUAAUGUGAAUAAGCAGAGUGCUGGAGCUGCGCUUUUGACACCUCCUAGCUCUUCUCCUGUUCCAUCCCCCUCACUCACUCCAAAUUUUGCUCCAGCCCCGUCCGACUCACUUAUCCACUCACCCUAUUCAGUUGAAAAUAUGCGAUCAAAUAGUUCAAAGUCAUUACUUAAGCAUCCUAAAAAUUUCAAAUCCUCCACUAGCCUAGGAAAAUCCAAUUGUAAGGUGCAUUUUAAAAAUACAAGGAAGCCAAGAAAUUCAGAUCUAGAGACCAGCAGUCAUUCCAAGCAUUCUGAUAGUGGUAGUAAAAUAAGAGUACAUCACUAUGCUGAUAGUCAGGGAAGAGAUGUCUGCAAGUUCAUUAGGAAUAACAACAACUACAGGUUCACUUCUUUUGUAAAACCAGGGGCCAAGUUCCAGGACGUCUUGCCGGAUGAUUUGGAGAAUUUUGGUGAGAGAGACUUCCUUGUAAUUCAGGCUGGCUCCAAUGAUAUAAGUAAGAAUGAGGCCAAGGAUGUGCUGGUGGCAGUGCGGAGGAAUUUGGCGGCGCUGUAUAAAACAAAUGUUUUUGUUUUUUCUAUUCCUCACCGUUACGAUUUAGCUGACUGGUCCUGUGUUAAUGUAGCAAUAGAGGAGACUAACAGAGAGAUUAUGAGAAUUUGUAACUUGUUUUCACAUGUCAAGUUCAUAGAUAUAGGUAAAAUAGGACGAAGAUUCUUUACAUCGCAUGGCAUGCAUCUGAAUGGCUUUGGUAAGAAAUAUGUUAGUGACAGGAUUAGCAAGUCUUUGGAAAGCCAUCUCUCGGAUUCGAAUUCGUUUUCACCAAUUUCUCUUCCAUAUGGUCCUUUUUUAGAAGAGAAGAUGGGCUCACAUCCAAGCCAAACUGUAGACUUAAUGGUAUGAAUAUUUUUCAUUGGAACGUGCAAUGCAUUAGAAA
Messenger RNA from Nilaparvata lugens (brown planthopper), 1814 nucleotides. RefSeq lists its product as uncharacterized. The record is from RefSeq and is a predicted model, not a curated record. The transcript has a single exon. Gene Ontology annotation, molecular function: deNEDDylase activity; cysteine-type peptidase activity. Gene Ontology annotation, biological process: proteolysis. Bases 20 to 1780 code for a protein of 586 amino acids. NCBI's taxonomy places the organism in Eukaryota, Metazoa, Arthropoda, Insecta, Hemiptera, Delphacidae.